This is a messenger RNA of Cercopithifilaria johnstoni, 2862 nucleotides long. The record is from the annotation of a GenBank genome assembly. Lineage: Eukaryota; Metazoa; Nematoda; Chromadorea; Rhabditida; Onchocercidae.
AUGGAGCUAAAGGAAAGCCAGAGUGAGAGUAAAAUUUCGAAGCCUCAGCGAAAUGGCUUCCAGACCGCAUACUUUAAAGAUGGUAAAAGAAAAAUUGAUUACGUUCUGACCUACGAAUGUGAUGAAGUGGAUGGUGAAGAAGAAUCCAGCAGUGUAGACGAUUUAGAAGAUAGUGCUCAUGCAAGAUCGAGAGAGGAGAAAAAAGUAAAUAAACGUCUGCAGUACGAGGAAAAUUUAAAAGAGCUGGGAUUGGAAUUAGAGCACGUUGAAGGAAAGUAUUGCAAGAAGACUCAUUUUGUAUUGGUUCAUGCACCAUUUUUGCUGCUUAUGAAACAAGCUGAAAGUCUUUGCUUAAAGAUGCCAGUACUGCAGAGCGAUGUGAAAGAGCGAACUAUUUUGGAAGGAAUAUUGGAUAAAUUUAUGAAAAGAUUUCGUUUUUUAACAUUCGAUGAGAAGACAAAUGAACGAUUAAAAGAACCAAAUUAUUUUACAGCUCCCUUCAUGGCUGCUCAUUUUGAAUGUUAUGUUGGUCAUGAAAACCCGAAUACAUUUUUUGACGAUUCGGAACGAAGUCGGUUAGUAUAUGAUUUAUUGAUUCGAACUAAAUAUGAUACGCGUGAAGCCGAAAAAUAUCGCGUUGGCAUACAACGUUUGAUCAAGAAUGGUACAUAUACGUCAGCUUUUCCUCUUCACGAGAACUGUGAUUGGGAGAAGUACAAUGCUGAUAGAAGUACCGAUCGUGAAUUUUUAUAUUGGAACUGGGCUCGCAUUACAAACAUUUACAAGUUUCAACCACUUGCACUAAUAAAGAAGUAUUUUGGCUCGAAAGUUGGAUGGUAUUUUGCCUGGUUAGGUUACUAUACGAAAAUUUUAGUUCCUGCUUCUGUCAUCGGCGUUUUAUGUUUUAUUUAUGGAAUAUUAACAAUUUCAGAGGAUACACCGAGUAACGAUAUUUGUGGUAGUGAUGGAAUUGGUGCUAAAGUGAUAUUAUGCCCAACGUGUGACAAGUACUGUGAUUACACUCGGCUUAAUUCCAGUUGCAUAUAUUCAAAGCUGUCAUAUGUGUUUGAUAAUACGUCGACUGUUAUAUUUGCCGCCAUGAUGAGCAUAUUUGCAACGCUCUUUCUAGAAGGGUGGAAGAGAUAUCACGCUGAAGUGGCCUGGAAAUGGGGCUUGCUUGAUUUUGAAGUUGACGAGGAAACAAUCAGACCUGAAUAUCAGUUACGUGUUAAAAAAUCAAAAACAAUGCGAAUCAAUCCGGUUACGCAGCAGCUGGAGCCUUAUUUAACAUUUCGUCAUAAGUUUCUACACUUAAUCGGAUCUGCCGCAACUGUUUUGUUCUUUCUAUUUCUCGUGAUAGCGUUUGUUAUUGGCAUUAUAAUUUAUCGAAUCGUAUUUGCUCAAGUUCUUUAUCGGAUGGAUGAAAUGAAAUCAUAUGCAAAUCUCCUCACAUUCACUACUGCUGCGACAUUGAAUUUAUCUGUUAUUUUAGCAAUGAGCUAUCUUUAUUCAUAUUUGGCGUUGAAUUUAACAAAUUGGGAAUGUCCAAGGACCCAAUUGGAAUUCGAUAAUAGCUACACGUUUAAAGUUUAUUUAUUCCAAUUUAUCAACUAUUACUCAUCCAUCUUUUACAUUGCUUUCGUAAAGGGAAAUUUGUCAAGCGUACCUGGACGACGUUAUUUCGGUCUUCGGCCAGAAGAAUGUGAUCCAGCUGGUUGUAUGGUCGAGCUUGUAAUACAAUUAGCAAUCAUCAUGUGUGGUAAACAAUUCUGGAAUGCUUUCGUGGAAUUUGCAUGGCCAAUGCUUAAGACUUGGUUACGCUCGCUGCGAUUAUUGGAAACCAAAAAGCAACGAGAUAAAAGGACAAAGCAUGAAUUGGUCGAUGGACUGAAUAAAAAGAACAAAUUAGCUAGAUGGGAGCAAGAUUAUAUACUCAAUCCUGCAUAUGAACAAUUCUUAUUUAAUGAAUAUUUGGAAAUGGUGAUACAAUUUGGCUUUGUAACUCUUUUUGUGUCAGCGUUCCCGCUUGCACCACUUUUCGCUUUGGUGAAUAAUAUCUUUGAAAUUCGCAUUGAUGCAUACAAAUACGUAGUUGCCACUCGACGUCCUAUGCCAGAGCGAGCACGUGAUAUUGGUAUUUGGCUGCCUAUUUUAAGCAUGAUUAGCAGAGCAGCUGUCCUGGUUAAUGCUUGUAUCAUAGCGUUUACGAGCGAUUUUAUACCCCGUUUUGUUUAUCGGUUUGUGUAUAUGCAUGAUGAAUUGUACGGAUACGUGAACAACUCACUCUCCUUUUAUGAUUCAUCUGGAAUUUUUGUGAAGUGGAGCGAAUUCAAGAAUGAUAACAUUACUGUUUGUAGGUUUCGUGACUACAGAAAGCCACCUUGUACUAUCGAUCCGUUGGCAGACUGUGAUAAUGAUUAUGGUUUUACUAUGCAGUGGUGGAUUGUUUUUACUUUUCGUUUAGCAUUUGUUCUUAUUUUCGAGCAUUUAAUAGCAAUGAUCAGAUGUAUGAUUGCCUAUGUGAUACCUGAUAUUCCGGCGAAUAUUUUCAUUCAACUUCAACGACAACGUUUUCUUGCGCGACAAGCUCGGAUUUCAAAUAUUACUUCCGCGGUCAGCGCUCGAAAUGGCUUAGAGAGCAGUCAAAAUAAUGCAGAAGAAAACGAAGUGGACUCUGUGCAGAGUGAGUUAAUCUUCCAACCAGGACAGUUCAACAGCCGACGAGUAUCAGUUGAACUGGAAAAAAUUGCAAGAGAUAAUUUUCACAGACGAGCACACUCUUUUCUCUCUCUUGGAAGUCGUGGAAGUGAUAGUUUUCGUACUUGUCGAAAUUCGAUAGAUUUAGAUGGGCCUUAUGUAUAA